UUCAAUUUCGAUCUGCUUGGUUGUCUGACGGACGUGCUGCGUCUCUUUUGUUGUGUUUUUUGCGAACGAGCGAAGAGCGACAGGACCUCUGCGCCCGUAUCCAAACUGAUUUUUUUUAUUGUUGCAAUGCAAUAUUCGCGGAACCAAUAACAACAACAACAACACCACAUAACUCAACAUUCAAGUGCAAAGCAAAUACGAAUCAAACAACAACAAAAAAAGCAAAGAAAGUAAAAAGCAAAAUAUAGCAAAAAAAAUUGUCCAGUGGGAAAUAGCAAAACAACAGCAACAAGCAACAACAACGGCAAAAUCAAAUUUAAAAUCUGUUAAAAAAGUACCACAAAAUGCCUUUGAUGGCUAAUUAUGAUUAUGUCCACUUCGAAACGGUGGCCAGCGAACGUGAUCGCGAUCUUCUCCAGCAGCAACUGCAGGAUCUCGUCCUGGACAACAGCAGCAACAUGGAGCAGCACCAGCAGCAGCAGCCACAUCGCCUCCAUGGCGCCCUCACACGCACCAUUUCACAGCCGGCCCAGCAGAGGCACCAGCUCAUCCAGCAGCAGCAACAGCAGCAGCAGCAGCAACAGCAACAGCAGCAACAGCAACCGGUGGCCAGUCUGGUGACCAUCAUCGAGAACCUGGGCAACAUGAACCUGCACCGAAAGCUGGAGCGGACGCAGUCGGAGCCACUGCCACAGCAGCCGAUGAACACAUCCAGAUACAAGACGGAGCUGUGCCGUCCAUUCGAGGAGGCCGGCGAGUGCAAGUACGGCGAGAAGUGCCAGUUCGCCCAUGGAUACCACGAGCUGCGCAACCUGCAGCGGCAUCCCAAGUACAAGACGGAGUACUGCCGCACCUUUCACAGCGUGGGCUUCUGUCCCUACGGACCGCGCUGUCACUUUGUCCACAAUGCGGACGAGGCCCGCGCUCAGCAGGCGGCCCAGGCAGCCAAGUCGUCAUCCCAAUCCCAAUCCCAGUCGCAGUCCCAGCAGCAGCAGCAGCAGCAGUCGUCCUCGUCGUCUUCGUCGUCGUCGUCAUCAUCCCAGAACUUCUCGUCGAAGAGCAAUAACUCGAGCAGCAAUAAUAGCAACAGCAGCAGCGGCAGCAACACCAGCCCGUUCUAUCUGCCACUGAGCCCACCGCUCAGCAUGAGCACGGGAUCCGAUCGGGAAUCGCCCACUGGAUCGCUGUCCCUGAGUCCCACCAACUCGCUGACCAACUUCCCGUUCCACGAUGCCCUGCCAAUGCCGCCGGGCUACCUGGCCUCCUCCAAUGGCGGCACGAGCAACAGUUCCGCCUCGUCCACAUCCUCGGCCUCUGGCUUAGGUCUGGGCAUGAGCAUGGGCCUGGUCAUGGGUGGAAUGGGUGGUGGUCACCAUGGACCGGCCACGCCGCCAGAGAGCCCAAAUGUACCCAUUUCGCCAGUGCACACACCGCCGCCAUACGAUGUGGUGGUCAGUGGAUCUGGAUCGGGAUCUGGAGCAAGCAAGCAGCUGCUGCAGAAGAGCGUCAGCACACCGAUGCAGCAGGAGGAUACCACGCCCAGGCUGCCGGUUUUCAAUCGUCUCAGCUCAGCGGUGGAGCCCUACCAGCAGCAGUCCAACUUGGGACUCUAAGGAGGGGAGCAAAAAACAACAUCCAAUCCAACAUCCACUCACGCCCAUCAAAGCAUCCCUCCAUCAUCAACAGCCACAACAAUAACAGCAUCCUUGACAAAAUCUCAGUAACGACCAAACCAUGGAAACUGGACCAACAAACUCCUCCCGCAAUCAAAAUCCAAGUCAGAAAAUAGAUAUUCCCCCCGCAAGGCAACUGGAUUUCCGGGGCGCCUAUAUGUGUAUAUCAAGUAUACGCCAAGGAAAAACGCAGGCCACUGCCAAAGGACAUAAACACAUCCCCUACCCCUAAAUUGUGAAACGAUCUUUGAUAUGAUUUCUCUCAUGCUGUGACAGUCAAUCGUUAUCGUUUAGUACGAGAAGGACCGAAACGCCAGACUACGGGACGAUUAGGUAGUUAGAUACGUAAAUGACAAACAAACAAUCCAAGCAAACGAUGAUCUUAAACUAAAAACUAAAUGCUAAAAACUAAAACUAAAAAAGUAAUAUAAAAUCUAAACGAAACAUUCUUACAAACUGGACAAAAAGAAGAAGGAGACGCGAAGAGCGGACGAAACGGACUAUUGGGAAUCUUCAGCGAAUGUUGCUCAAAUCAAAAUCAAGAAAACGGCCAACGACGAACGUGUGAAUAUCGUUCCUGCAUUUAUAGAACCUACAACUACUGCAGAGCACCCAUUAGAACCCCAGCACAAACACCUGUCGCUUUUGUUCAAUAUUUAUAUAUACGCCACGCACUUUGGAUGAUAAGUCUUAUGUAAAAAAAAAAACAGCUCCUGUAUAUAACCCUGGAUGUGGAUGGCUAGAUGGAGAGAGUACAGAGUUGGUUACAUACCAUGCGAUACCAUACCAUACCAUCCCAUCCGAUCCGAUGUCUUCCAAUCCAAGCCAAUCAAUCAAUCAAUUCGGAAUGAGAAUGAGAAUGAGAUGAUAGAAACGGACAGAAACGGAGCUAAGGAAAUUCUUUAAUUUAUUAUUUUUUGCUAAAUUUAUGUAAUAGAAAACGUUGUGUACAUACGAGAGUUAAAAUAUUUUGAUAAAGCUUAUAAAUUAUAUUUAACAAUUACAUUACGAUUACGAUUAUAUGAUGAUGAUCUUGGAUGAUGAUAUGAAUAUUAUUGAUGAUAUACCUCUGCAAUUCGUGCAACCAAUCACAACAACAACAACAACCACAACAACAAACACCAACAACAACCAACGAGCAACAAACAAUUUUUCGUUUUGAGAAGUUAAUAAUGGAAUUCUGUCAUUGAUUUGAUGUAGUUUUUUUUUUU
Messenger RNA from Drosophila suzukii, 2884 nucleotides. It is a transcript of the gene Tis11, whose product is annotated as Tis11 zinc finger protein. Gene Ontology annotation, molecular function: metal ion binding; mRNA binding. The record is from RefSeq and is a predicted model, not a curated record. Lineage: Eukaryota; Metazoa; Arthropoda; Insecta; Diptera; Drosophilidae.